Messenger RNA from Spinacia oleracea (spinach), 3959 nucleotides. RefSeq names its product calmodulin-binding transcription activator 2. Bases 341 to 3361 code for a protein of 1006 amino acids. The transcript is spliced from 13 exons. Gene Ontology annotation, molecular function: transcription coregulator activity; protein binding; double-stranded DNA binding. Gene Ontology annotation, biological process: regulation of transcription by RNA polymerase II. The record is from RefSeq and is a predicted model, not a curated record. Lineage: Eukaryota; Viridiplantae; Streptophyta; Magnoliopsida; Caryophyllales; Amaranthaceae. Gene Ontology annotation, cellular component: nucleus.
GUCAGUACACCGUAAUAUAUUUCCUGGAUAUCUGGUCACGUGCAAAAAGCUGAGUAAACACCUCACCAGCUCCCACCCAGUAUAAAUAGUAAAGUCCUUCCAUUUCACCUUCCUCUUUUUUUUCCCCUUUUUUCUUCUUAUUUUUUUUCUCUCUCUCUCAAUUAGAACUGUAGUAACCCAGAAAUAUCCCCUUUUCCCAUUUGGCGAGCUUACGUUUUCGGAUCGCUUUCUCUCUCCUCUCUCAACCCACCAACAUUCUUCUUCCUCUUUUCUGCUUCACUCCUUCAAUCAAGCUUCUGGGUUCGGAUCGAAGUUUCUUUCUAUCUCCUCUCUCCUUUCUAUGGCGGACAGAGGAUCUAUGAAUACUCCUGGAAUUCGUUUAGAUAUCCAACAACUACAAUUAGAAGCCCAACAUCGAUGGUUGCGACCGGCUGAAAUUUGUGAGAUUCUCAGGAAUUUUCAGAAAUUUCAAAUUUCUUCAGAACCUCCAACCCGUCCUUCAAGUGGGUCGCUUUUUCUUUUUGACCGAAAGGUUUUAAGAUACUUCAGGAAGGAUGGCCACAAUUGGCGGAAGAAAAAGGACGGAAAGACAGUGAAGGAAGCUCAUGAGAAGCUAAAGGUUGGAAGUGUUGAUGUGCUGCACUGCUACUAUGCCCAUGGCGAAGAUAAUGAUUGUUUCCAGAGGCGCAGCUAUUGGUUGCUAGAAGAGGAGUUCAUGCAUAUUGUUUUUGUGCAUUACUUGGAGGUUAAGGGUAACAGGAGCAGCAUGAGAGAUACUGAACCAGUAGUUUCCAGUCCCCAGUUCAGCAACUCUGUGUCCAGCAGUAUUUCAAACAGUUACAAUGAAGCUUUUACUGGAAAUGCUGGAUCGCCAAGUGCAGUUAGUUCUCUGACUUCUUCGUAUGAAGAUAUUGAAUCUGAGGAUAAUCACCAAGCGAUGUCAAAGUACCCUUCACCUCUUAACUUCCCACUUGUGGAUGACAGUUUUGAAAAUAACAAGCUGGGUUCCCUCAUGAAUUCUAACUUUCUUCCUACUUACCCUGACGACUAUAAAGGGGGCCGGCUUUCAGGUCCAGGAUUAGAUUAUGUUUCACUUGUUCAACGAGGAGCUGGAACUAAUGAUUAUAAUCAAUUAAGAACACUUGACUUGGGAAGCUGGGAAGAAGUCUUUCAACAGUGUACUAAUGACUCGGGAAAUUUACCACAUAAUCCAUUAAUUUCUGGUGCUCCUCUUGUUGGAAGCACUAAUGGCUUCAAUGAGAGUUUCACCCAGCUUCUGGAUUCUGGUUUCGGUGUCAAUAGUGCAUCAGCAGGUUCUUUAGCCCCAUUCUUGCAGAAUAACAACCCAUUGGAGUUUUCUAGCACUGAAUUCCAGGACAAUACAAACAUUUCUACUACUGCUAAGCAGCCAUUGCUGGGAAAUAUUAGAGCCGAGGAGGGCCUGCAAAAAGUUGAUAGUUUCAAUAAAUGGAUGACCAAGGAAUUAGCUGGUGUAGAUGACUUGGAUUUGAAGUCGUCUUCCAAUCUCUCAUGGCAGAAUAUUGAAUCUGCCUCAGCUGUUGACGAUCCCUCAAUACAACUAGAGAACUACUCAAUGAGUCCCUCAAUUGGCCAAGAUCAGCUCUUUGACAUUCAAGACUUCUCACCAAGCUGUGCUUCCACAGACAGCGAAACAAAGGUCGUGAUCACUGGAAAGUUUUUGGUCAGUCCCUCAGAUGUGUGCAAGUAUAAAUGGUCAUGCAUGUUUGGGGAAGUGGAGGUGCCUGCUGAAGUUCUCGGUAAUGGUGUUCUAUGUUGUUAUGCGCCACUGCACAGUGUUGGACAAGUCCCUUUCUAUGUAACCUGUUCUAACAGGUUUGCUUGUAGUCAAGUGCGUGAAUUUGAAUAUCUUGUGGAGGGUCAAAAGGCCAACAUCAUAAAUGGUUCUGGAAACAGUAUGACAGAGAAGCAGCUUUGGCUCCGACUUCAGAAGCUACUAUCUCUGAGUUCUCAUGGAAAUUUUGAUUCUACUUCUGAGAACAUUAGAAAGAAGGAGCCUAUUUUCAGGAAAAUAUUUCUGUUAAUGGAAGAUGAACUCUGUUUGGGGGUUGAACUGCAUUUGAAAGAAAAAGUGGUAUCUUGGCUGUUCGACAAGGUAAGUGAUGAUGGCAAAGGGCCAAAUAUGCUUGAUGAAGAGGGGCAAGGAUUGCUUCAUCUAGCUGCAGCUCUUGCUUUCGAUUGGAUUAUCCCUCCAACUUUAGCUGCUGGUGUUAGUGUGAAUUUCCGGGACAUAAAUGGAUGGACAGCUCUCCACUGGGCCGCAUUCUAUGGAAGAGAGAAGACUGUUGCUUUCCUAGUUGCACUAGAAGCUGCAUCAGGAGCACUAACAGAUCCUUCACCAGAAUUUCCUUUGGGUAGAACUGCUGCUGACCUGGCUUCAGCUAAUGGAUACAAAGGAAUUUCUGGUUUCCUUGCAGAACAUUCCUUGACUGCUCACCUUGAGACCCUUACGAUGACUGACCGAAAAAAAGAUAGUCCAGUUGAAAGCUCUAUGAGCAAAGCUGUACAAACAAUGAGAGAGAAGGUGGUAACUCCUGGUGAUGAAGGUGAUGGGUCAGAUUUGUCACUGAAAGAUUCCUUGGCUGCUGUUCGCAAUGCCACUCAAGCUGCUGGUCGUAUCCAUCAAGUUUUCAGGAUGCAGUCAUUCCAGAGGAAGCAAGUUAGUAAGGGUGUUGGCGGUGAUGAGUCUUUGCUGAGUGAUGAACAGUUUCUUUCACUUGUAUCAUCCAAAAUAAAGAGGCCUGGGCGCCCUGAUGAGCAAUCUCAUUCAGCUGCAACACAUAUACAGAAAAAAUUCCGUGGUUGGAAGAAGAGGAAAGAAUUUUUGAUUAUUCGAGAAAGAGUUGUUAGGAUCCAGGCCCAUGUAAGAGGUCACCAGGUGAGGAAACGAUACAAACCAGUUGUCUGGUCUGUGGGAAUACUGGAGAAAGCGAUUCUGCGGUGGAGACGGAAAGGGCAAGGACUGCGUGGGUUUCGAUCUGAUGCCCUCAACAAAGCAUCAAGCACACAAGGGACACAAGUUGUACAGAAAAAGCCUUCGGAAGAAGAUGAUUAUGAUUAUCUGAAGGAAGGAAGGAAACAGACUGAAGAACGGUUGCAAAAAGCGCUUGUCAGGGUGAAGUCCAUGGUUCAAUAUCCCGAGGGAAGAGCACAGUAUCGAAGGCUUCUGACAGCUGUAGAAGGUUUUCAGAAGAAUCAGCAGCCAUACGACAACAGCACCUUAAACAGCUCAGAAAAUGUACCAGCUGAAGGUGAAGAUGACAUGAUUGAUGUUGAUAGCUUACUGGAUGAUGACAACUUCAUGGCUAUAGCAUUUGAAUGAUUUUUAUUUCAUUUUCGUUCUAAUUUGUACAACUUGUACAUAAAGUAAACUUGUCUGCACCUUAAUUGGACAUAUUAAUAGAUUCCCAUGUAAAUAAUUAUAUAUAGCAUUGGUUAGGAGACCCUUAAUAGAAGACUGAUGUGUAGAAGGCAGGCAUGCUCCAGUUUGACGCCACAGGUUAGAACUAGAAGCUCGAUUGACAAAAAAAAAUGAGAUUGUUAGAUAUGUGUAUGAUCUUUAGCUUACUCGUAAUUUAUCUUUUAAAUCCUGUGUGCAUGCCAAUCAGAAAGGUUUUAGUAUGAAAAUAUGAUGAGACAGUUGGAUCUGUUUGCUUAUUACUCAGUUUGACUGCAAUUUGAUGGGAUACACAGCAGCUGGCCGAGCUAAUUGGCAUAAGCACUGCCAAAUUAGUAAGUUACACAGCUGCUUAAAUUUAAAAUUGGGGCAUGAACCAGCUCUUGCUUGUGAUAGUUUCAAGAUGACAAGAUUGAUGUUGCUCUAGAUGCUUUUGUUUUUGAUAAAUUUUGUUUUUGGCAUAAGAAUGUGUACUUCACAAAUGCUAAUUAAUACAAGUUUAUUACAUUACUUGUUUUCCUUA